AUGCUGUCGCUCUUCCGCUAUAAUGAUCCGCACAUCGAGAACCUUUUUAUGCAAUAUGCGGGCUUUGCAGGCUGUUCGGGGAGCGGUAACGGACCAGCCAUCAUGGCCUGUCUUCGUGCAGCAUCGACAAAAACGAUCGCGACUGCGGGAAGCAAACUUUUGGCCAACUUGACGUCGGCUUUAUUUCCCAUCGGCCCAAUCUUCGACGGUUCUUUCCUGCGCGAAAGACCUGUCGAAGCAUUUCAAAACGGCCACUUCGUCCGCGUCCCCGGAAUCUUUGGCUCCAACACUAACGAGGGUGAUCAUUGGUCCGCUGAACUGGACAAUCCCCUCGCAAACACUUCGAUGCCCAAUGCGACACAAACGACGGUCUACAACUUCCUUGCCGGGCAAUACCUCGACUUGUCCCGCUCGUCUUUUGACACAGCGGUCGCACAAUUCUAUCCCUUGACCGACUACAAUGGCUCGUUCAGCCUCCAAGGACAGCAGAUGUAUGGCGAGAUGCGCUACAUAUGCAGUGCCCUCUCUGUCGGCGGGGCCUUGAACGUGUCUGGUGUGCCCUCCUGGCAGUUCCACUGGGACAACCCCACCCUCGGCUCUUCCCACGGCGACGAGCUCAACGCCUUCUUCGAAGACGACGCGGGCAACGAUAACGCCAACGAAGCGGUAGUCGUAGCGAUACGCGAGUUCUGGAACUCGUUUGCCGUGUCAGGCUCCCCGCUUUCGCCGUCUGCCUCUGUUUUGUGGACGGAAAACGGUCUCGAGGGAGGCCCGCGAAUACUGUUCCAUCCCUCGCAGGUCGCUAUGGAGCCGGUCGACCCAAAGUUGGGUGCGCGAUGUGCGUUUUGGCACUCGCUGAGCACAGAACUUGCAAUCUGA
This is a messenger RNA of Mycena indigotica, 879 nucleotides long. RefSeq names its product Carboxylic ester hydrolase. The transcript has 5 exons. The coding region runs from base 1 to 879 and encodes 292 amino acids. The record is from RefSeq and is a predicted model, not a curated record. Lineage: Eukaryota; Fungi; Basidiomycota; Agaricomycetes; Agaricales; Mycenaceae.